AUGUAGCGUCAGUCAUCUUUUAAUGCAUUGGUGAUCGGGAGGUUAUUUUAAUGAAAUCACGUGUAUGUAGGUGUAUCCGGCAUGACUGGUUAGUAGUUACUGCCUUUUGAAAGGCGCUGCCACUCUUAUGUUUACUUUCAGUGGUGCUGAGUUGUCAUUUUGGGCUUAUAAACGUGCGUGAGUGACGCCGAGAAAGUGAUUCCCAACCAGGGUGCAGUGACGUCACGGCGACGCAUAGUCUGACGUUUUUCUAUUCUUGCGUCAAUUAAGGUUGGGGAAACACUGGACAAGAGAGUACCAACCAUGGAUGAUUCUGUGAUGUCAGAUGACCCAAAGUUCUGCUUUGAGGAGGUUCUGAGCACCUUCAAGGUGUGUUUGACUGAAGACAAAGAGGUCAUUCUGGAAAACUACGUGUCGAGCUGGCGUGGUCUGAUUAAGUUUUUGAACAGCUUGGGAUCUGUCUUUGGCUUCAUUUCCAAGGAUGCCACCAACAAGAUCCAAAUCUUGAUGAAUUUGAUCAAAGGAGAUACACACUCCCACUACAUGACUGCGCAGUCCAUGGUCCGAUACGAGCUGGACAACGGACUGGUGGACAUCGAAAAGCGAGGCAGCCAUCCCGAGUCAGGCACUCGUACUCUCCUGAGGCUUCACCGUGCGCUCAGGUGGCUGGAGCUCUUCCUGGAGCGGCUGAGGACCAGCACCGAGGACUGCAAAACGUCCGCCAUGUGCGCCGAGGCCUACAACGAGUCCCUCGCGCACUAUCACCCGUGGGUGGUGCGCAAGGCCGCGGGCUUAGCCUUCAUCGUGCUUCCUGGACGCCCCGCCUUCUUUGAGGUGAUGAACGUGGGCCCCCCUGAGCAAGUGGUCGCCAUUCUGGGGGAAGCGAUGCCUCUCAUUUCGGAAGUGUACCAGAUCACGGAGGACCUUUAUGCUAAGAACAACCUGCUGGACUUGCCAUAGAAGCCGGCGAACGUUCUGUAACUAUUGACUGCAACUUGAAGGGACUGCAAUAUCUGCAUGUUGGAACUUUCGUUACCACUUUCUGCAAUCAUCUUUUAUGCAGAAGUGAUUACAUCUUGGGGAUGAAUAUCUUUUCGUGACAUUCUUAAUAGUCAUAUGAGUUAUCUCGGGGCUUCUACUUUAGAGGUUCUACUGUAUUGAGGAAACUUUUAAGCCUUUGGGUUGUUUAAAACUUCUCCAUAACUGUAAAAUAGCUUCAAUCAUGUCAUGUGAAAAUGUUAUGUUCAACUGGGGAUUUUAUAUCAAAUAUGCUGGUGUGGUUGAAUUGAAGGAAAUCCUCUAGCAGGUUUUCCAAUAAUACUUGAUUGCUAUUACAUACAUUUAAUGUUGCUCCAAUAUGUUAAGUACAUUUUUGUAUCGUCUAUUGAAUGUAAAACGCGAAUCUGACCAAAUGUGGUCAAAUUAGGUCUUGUGUGGUCAAUGAUACAAAUCUUACAAAAAGAGAGAAAAUCAUGAAUUCUUACCAUCUUAGAGCAUUUAAAUUACUGUACUAUUCUGAGUCAUUCCAUGCAAAUAAAAAAAUUAUAUAUGCUUUGUCCUUUAAACAGUAAUUUAAAACUGUAUUAGCAUUUGUCUUCAGUUUCAUGCUUGGUGGAGGUCAUUAAUAAUGAUAAUACAGUUUCUCAAUGCACAUAAGACAAAAUAAAGAAGUUG
Messenger RNA from Syngnathoides biaculeatus (alligator pipefish), 1674 nucleotides. It is a transcript of the gene cptp, whose product is annotated as ceramide-1-phosphate transfer protein. NCBI's taxonomy places the organism in Eukaryota, Metazoa, Chordata, Actinopteri, Syngnathiformes, Syngnathidae. Gene Ontology annotation, biological process: intermembrane lipid transfer; ceramide transport. The transcript has 3 exons. The record is from RefSeq and is a predicted model, not a curated record. Gene Ontology annotation, molecular function: ceramide 1-phosphate binding; ceramide 1-phosphate transfer activity. The coding region runs from base 304 to 960 and encodes 218 amino acids. Gene Ontology annotation, cellular component: membrane; cytoplasm; cytosol.